Bipolaris sorokiniana ND90Pr is the source of this 663-nucleotide messenger RNA. RefSeq lists its product as uncharacterized. The coding region runs from base 1 to 522 and encodes 173 amino acids. The transcript is spliced from 2 exons. The record is from RefSeq and is a predicted model, not a curated record. Lineage: Eukaryota; Fungi; Ascomycota; Dothideomycetes; Pleosporales; Pleosporaceae.
AUGCGUUACUCUAUCAUCCUUGCCCUUGCCACCGCAGCCUCUGCUAUCGAUAUCGAGUGGUUCGGAGAGUCACACUGCAGAAACGGAUACGGCCUUCGAUGUCAAAACAUCAACCCUAAUACGUGUUGCUCCGGGCAACGCAGUGGCGGAUGGGCUGCGGUUCAGUUUGCCAACAUUCCUAACAACUGGGAUGUUGUCUCUGAUGCGUAUGAUACUGAAAACUGCCGUACCCUCGUGAACGAAUUCAGAAGCAACGGCAAUAGUUUUGUGUGUCACGGUGAUAACCGGCACUAUAAAAGUGCGGGUUAUCACUUCUUUAGCAAAAAGAGGAGUACCUAUAUCGACACUCGCGACGCUUCAAGCAAAGAAUGUGUCAAGCCGGAUACUUUGUUUUUGGCUGAUGGAACUACAUACGCUAUCUCUGGACUCACAGACGAUCAGGUUGCAGAAUUCAUUACACUGGCUGAAAAUGCAACUCAUACAGAUCUCCCUGCGGUCUACCAAGCGCUUAGGGUCGAGUAGCUCUAACUACUAUCUACCAGGCUUGUCAACAAUCAAGCCAAUCCGACACCUCCGGAUGAGUGACUAAAGCAAAAGGGUAGGAGUUAAACCUAUGUAGGUAACUGCUAGGCUUAAAUAGAAAGUCAAUCAAAUCAAGCUUCC